Molecule: messenger RNA, 996 nt
Organism: Prorocentrum cordatum
Lineage: Eukaryota; Dinophyceae; Prorocentrales; Prorocentraceae
Source: the annotation of a GenBank genome assembly
AUGGCUGGGCCAUCUGGGCAGGAGCGCCGCCGCAGACACAAGUCCGUGCCCGCGCUCGCCCCGCCGAUCAGCGCGGCCUCGCGCUGGGGGGCAGACCCCAGUGAGCCUCGCAACACCGAUGCGCGCGAGGGCGGGCCCGAGGUAUCGGAGUUCCAGCAGGCAAUGAGGACGUCGCCAUCGGAGGGGCAUCGCCGCCUUGAGCGCGGGCGGAGCUUCGCGGCGCCCAAUGACAGACCCGACACCCGCGCAGAGGCGAUUGCUGCCGCUGUGGCGCAUGGUGAACGCAUGAAGGAGGUUGAUCGCCAGAUUGCAGAGGAUGAAGCGGUCCUGAUGGCCGAGGUGCUGCCAGAUGACCGCGAGGUGCUGCCAGAUGACCGCGACUGGCAGCAUCUGGCAGCAGAUGAGGAGGAUUCAGGUGGAAAGUCCGAGCCCGCGGUGGAAGCUCUCGUCGAGGUCGUCGCGUCGGAGAGCGCUUCCGAUACGGGCGCCGCCCAGGGCAUCUCCGACGGGCAGCAGAUCGUCUACGUGGCGGGGGGCAGCUCCGACGGGCAGCAGAGCGCCCAUGAGGCCGUCGCCCUGUCGCCGACCAGCGCCCCCCACUUGCGCAUCAUGGCGAGGCCAAAGGCAAGGGUCGGGAUGAAGACGGCCGCCGAGCAAUGCAGUCCGAUCUACACGCCGACGCCGCCGUCCGACUACGACGCCUCGAUGGUGCACCCGCUGAAGAUGGAGGCAGCCACCGACGCGCGACAGCUGCAGGUUGCGUCUCCGCCACCCGAGUCGAAAGAGGAGGUGGUGAUACCCCCCGUGGACGUCGUGCGCGACACCUCGCUCCGCCCAUCGUGGUCGUCAGAUUCCGUCGACUCGGGCGCGCCGACGCUUCGCCCGGCGAGCUACGACAACAUGGAGGACAGCCCACCACAGGACGAGCCGCCCAUGAGCGACGACCUGCUGCUGCAGCUCGCGGCCUGGAUGAAGGACGGCGGUGCUGGGGACUGA